Messenger RNA from Exophiala viscosa, 1296 nucleotides. RefSeq lists its product as uncharacterized. The record is from RefSeq and is a predicted model, not a curated record. NCBI's taxonomy places the organism in Eukaryota, Fungi, Ascomycota, Eurotiomycetes, Chaetothyriales, Herpotrichiellaceae. The transcript is spliced from 2 exons. The coding region runs from base 248 to 1201 and encodes 317 amino acids. Gene Ontology annotation, molecular function: oxidoreductase activity, acting on NAD(P)H, oxygen as acceptor. Gene Ontology annotation, cellular component: intracellular anatomical structure.
CGUCAAGUGCGGAGUCACCUUGCAUAUCAUCAAAAGGGCAUGACCCUUCUUGCGAGGCUUGCGAGGUACCCGGUACCGAGGAUAUUCCCCGCCUAUUUACGGUAAGCCCUCUUGUCGAAGCUUAGAGAUGCAGGUAUAUAUCCUCAUCUUUGGACGUUGAUUAUAUCCCGUCUUCGUGUCGACGGUCUAAGUGUCGCUCGUUACGUGCUUGUUUUGAACUGCCUGGACGCAAAGAAAGCAGUGUAACAUGGAUUUCCCAAGCCAUUUUGGCUUGACCUUCACUCCCACCAUUCACACACAUGCAGAAGGACCGACACUACCGGAGAACAACAAGCCAUCUUCUUCCUUCGUUGUUGUUGUGACCGGUGCUGGCAAGGGGCUUGGAUAUCACAUCUCCCUGGCAUAUGCUCGAGCUGGCGCUACAGGAAUAUGCAUCACUAGCCGUACUCAGUCGGAUUUGGAUGCCCUUUCAAAAGAGCUCCGUUCAAUCAACCCGAAGAUCGACGUCCUGGCCGAGGCUUGCGACGCAUCCAAUCCAGAUGCAGUCAAAAGCCUAGCAGAGACCGUGGCGCGGAAGUUCAGCGGUCAGCUCGACGUCGUCAUCGCCAAUGCUGGUGUAAUCAGCAAGUAUAUUACACACGGCUCGGACAAUAAGACGGAUGAGCAGACAAAUCGCCGGCUACCUGUUGGGAUCAUCGAGGAUGACGAUUUCAAACGGGUCAUUGAUAUCAACCUUCUUGGAAGUUACUAUGUUGCCAAGUACUUCACGCCGGCCUUGCUCUCUAAAGCCAAUCCUUCGACACUUAGGGCUUAUAUUGUGAUCACAAGCAUGGCUGCUCAUGCCGCACAAAGCUCUUUCGUACCAGUUGCGUACAAUAUGAGCAAGCUUGCGAACAUUCGGAUGGCAGAACACAUGCACAAUGAUCAUUCACAGGAUGGGUUACUGGCUUUCGCGGUCCAUCCUGGAGCAGUGCUCACCCCUCAGACAGAGUUCCAUAGCACGAAGGAGGGCGACUCUUGGGACGCAUUGCUGACUGACGACAUUGGGCUUUGUGGCGGUUUCCUGACGUGGUUGACAAAGGAAAGAAGAGAAUGGCUGAGUGGAAGAUACCUCGCAGCAGCAUGGGAUGUGGACGAGCUUGAGACAAUGCAGAGUGAGAUCAUGGAACACGACAAGUUGAAAUUCACAAUGGUUGUUUGAAGUGAGUGAGUGACCUAGUCGGACGAGUCAAUAUGGGAUACUCUGUAGAUCGUGUCCAUACUGUACUGUAACAAUUCCAAGGCUGUGAAUUGGGG